AUGCUUUGUCGAGUUGGGCGGCGAUUCAACUCGUUCAAGAAACAGACGACAUUCGUUCAACUCGGGAAGAAAACUGAAGCUUCGAACUCUUACAGCGUUGGGCAGCAUUUCUUGCAUGACAAGUUGAAUUAUCGCGGACUAGUGCUCUUUGAAAUCCCCCAUUCGCGCUAUACCUACGAUGAGAAAUCCCAAGACUACGUUUUGAACGACGAGGUGAAAUACAUGGCGCUUGUCGACCAACGCGACAUCCCAACUCACGAAACCCAUCUCGUGCAGGAUAUCUUCAAAGACGCGAUGCUCAAUCUUCGCAACGUUGAUGGCUUCGACAUCGUCGACCCCCGCGAGAUCCGUCCAUUCGUCAACAACCCUUUUGAAGGAUACGACCAAAACGGACUCCCAUUGAGGAGCAAAGACGCCUUCGACUUCGACAACUAUUGGUACAAAAAGUUUAUCUACGAUUUCGACGGCGAAGCCAAGGAAACCGGCAACUUACUUAAAUGGAAGAACGAUUACUUUAAUUACGAGACUUUGAGUACGUUUGAACGCACAUGCUGGCCUGAAGGGAUCAAAGUAUCGAUUUCACCCGUGUUUUUGGCUUACAAUUCAAAGACUCAAAUCCUAGGAUCGACAAAUACCCCCGAAAUCCGGAUCGGCCAGUUUGAAGGAGUCUACUACAAAAUAAAACGCCACAAUUUCACAUGGCAAGGCGACGACACUAACCAACAAAUCGAGACUGGACCUGGGCUGAAUGUUGGCUCUGACUUUAUUCCUGGCUCUCCAAAUCUCAGAAGAAAGAGAAAUAUUGGCAGUAUUACGCUCACGCCUGAAAAUCCCAUCUUCAAGUUUACGUCUUCAACGAUGCUCCCGCAGCCAAAUGCACUCUUCUUCGGAAACCUUCUGAUCAAAGACCACCGUGGCCGAGAAUUCAUGCUUCCCUUGCCCAGCUUCAACCUCAACGUCGACCAGAAAAAGCUCGAAAUCGAGAAGCUCCUGCAACAAGUAGAAGUGCCCCCUCGAGACAGCAAAGUUGUCAAUUUGAACACAGUCGAAAAUCCACCAGAGGACAUCCCCACCCACAAACCUUCAGUCACAAAGAAUGGAAAUGCCACGAUUGUCACUGGAGUAAAACUGACGAAAAAAGAUCCAAAGGAUUCAAAUGCAAAUAAUGAUAAUGAUAAGAAAAAGUGA
Messenger RNA from Oikopleura dioica, 1188 nucleotides. The record is from the annotation of a GenBank genome assembly. Lineage: Eukaryota; Metazoa; Chordata; Appendicularia; Copelata; Oikopleuridae.